AUGGUUUCGGGAUUGAAAGUCAAUUUCCAUAAAAGUUCUUUAAUUGGUGUUAAUGUCCAAAGGGAAUUUAUGGAGGCGGCUUGUAGGUUCUUACAUUGUAGAGAAGGUGUCAUUCCUUUCAAGUAUUUGGGGUUGCCGGUUGGAGCUAGUUCGAAGAAGGUGUCAACUUGGGAGCCUAUGUUGGAGCAAUUGAGGAAGAGACUAAAUUCGUGGGGGAACAAAUUUGUGAGUCUAGGAGGUCGAAUUGUCCUUCUAAAUUCCAUUUUAAAUGCCAUUCCUAUCUUCUACCUAUCUUUCUUGAAGAUUCCGGCUAAGGUGCUUAAGAUGGUGGUCCGUAUCCAAAGAGAGUUCCUUUGGGGAGGAGCAAGAGGUGGCCGAAAAAUUAGUUGGGUAAAAUGGAGGAAGGUGUGUCAUCCUAGAAGUAAAGGUGGCUUAGGUGUUAGGGAUGUUAAGGCGGUGAAUUUGAGUCUUUUGGCAAAGUGGAAGUGGCGCCUCCUACAUGAGGACCAAUCACUUUGGAAGAGGGUGUUGGUGGAAAAAUAUGGUGAUCAUGUUGGUGGUUUGGCACCGUGGGAGGGUGCUAGGUGGCCGAGGUUCUCUUCGCUAUGGUGGAAGAACCUUAUGGCUUUGGAGGAUGGGGUGGGCGAAAAUUGGUUUUCAAAUAGGGUGAUGAGAAGAAUUGGUGAUGGAAGGAAUACUAGUUUUUGGGAGGAUAGGUGGAUUGGGAAAAGCCUUUGUAUAAGAUAUACCUGA
This is a messenger RNA of Medicago truncatula (barrel medic), 753 nucleotides long. RefSeq lists its product as uncharacterized. The record is from RefSeq and is a predicted model, not a curated record. Bases 1 to 753 code for a protein of 250 amino acids. The transcript has a single exon. NCBI's taxonomy places the organism in Eukaryota, Viridiplantae, Streptophyta, Magnoliopsida, Fabales, Fabaceae.